AUGGCUGGGAACAACGUUUUCAGCACCUUCAAAUGGCUGUCUCGCAGCUCAAGGGGUCUCCUUUCUGGCGCUGAGGCCACCACGCAACGUUGCCUUUCACGAUCGAUGGCCACGGAGUCACCGGCAGCCAGCAGUGAGUAUCUUUCGAGAGAAGCCCUCCAGGCGAAGUGGGCUCCGAAGCCAGUCCUAGCGACAACCUACUCCUUCCCAACGAUGGAACCCGUCCAAUUCGUCGAAUACCCCCGAGAUCACCUCCAGAUGCCUCUACGAAAAGACAUCCUACAUCGCGCAGUUGUAUAUGAAGGUGACAUGACCCGACAAGGUUCUGCAAGCACCAAAUGGAGAGGCGAUGUGCACGGAAGCAAUCGGAAGCUUUUCGCGCAGAAGGGAACUGGACGGGCGCGUGCUGGUGACAAGAAAUCGCCAAUCCGACGGGGUGGUGGUGUCGCUUUUGGACCGCACCCGCGUGACUUUUCGUCUUCGCUUCCGCAGAAGAUUUACGACCAGGCCUGGCGAAUUGCACUUAGCUACCGGUACAGGCGAGGGCAGCUCAUCAUCAUCGACAAUGAGAUUGGAGUACCAGAAGACGCUACGCCGCACUUGAUCAAGGAGAUCUUCAAGGUCAACCGCUGGGGAAGGGAGUUUGGCCGGUCAACUUUGAUCACAGAUAAGGUACACGAGCAACUAUUCGAAACGGUGGGCGAAGUCAACGCUCAUGCGAAGAUCCUGGACCGUGAAGAUGUGGACGUGAAGGAUUUGCUGGAGACUGGACGAUUGAUCGUGGAGAAAACGGCUUUGGAUCGCAUUCUGUACCAUCACUCGCGGGAUCUGAGGAGCCAGCCAGCGAAGGCUACGUAUUAA
Molecule: messenger RNA, 861 nt
Organism: Aspergillus puulaauensis
Lineage: Eukaryota; Fungi; Ascomycota; Eurotiomycetes; Eurotiales; Aspergillaceae
Gene: YML6
Product: mitochondrial 54S ribosomal protein uL4m
Exons: 2
Coding region: 1-861 (286 amino acids)
Biological process (GO): translation
Cellular component (GO): ribosome
Molecular function (GO): structural constituent of ribosome
Source: RefSeq, a predicted model, not a curated record